AUGCAUCCGGUUAAUAUUGCCUUAGUGUCCUCCUUGGCAAGCCUGUGUCUGGCAGUCCCACCAUCGUACCAGCAAGAAAAAGAACGACGCCUCAACAGCAGGCAGUCUGACCAGUCGGGGUGGAAUCCGCCGUCAGACCUGGCGAAACCUCUUAAGGAAGUCUGGGAUCAUUGUGAGAAGACCUACAAUGAUGGCGAUUUAUACGGUUUCAAGAAUUACGGUUGGGAUCAGAUCAUGGCCACAAAAGGCGUGAUCAACUACUGUGUUAGAUGGGACUCAGACGAGGCAGUUCCGGAAUCCCAGCGAGAGCAAAUCGCCAACGAGGUCAACACUGCGUACCAGCAAUGGUUCAAGUGGGUCUACAGCUGGGACAACUUCCCAUUCAACAAUAUCACCGUGAAGGUGGUUGGCUGGGCUGUGAAGGACAAAAGCCUCCUGCAGGGUUCGACCGACGGCCUCGACAUCUACACAGACGUCGACUCUGAGGGGAUCCCGCAGUGCGCCGAGUCGUGCGGCCGAUUCUUCCACAAAGAUGGAGAUUACAGCGGCUGCGCUUCGGGUGCUGAUCGGCAUUACGACCAGUCAAUAUGGCUCACACCAGGCCAUGAUGGCGGUUCUGGAGGCGACUGGGGCCAGCGAGUCGCGACGGAGCUUUUCAUGGAGGGCAUCAACGGUGGUGACAGCUUGCUGUACAUCCUGCACGAACAGGGCCACUCUUUCGGCCUCGAUGACUUCUAUGACUGGACUCCAAGCACUCGUGGUGACGAUUUCAUCAUGAGCAAGGGCUUUGUGGCAAAAAUUACCGAUUUCGAUGGCUGGAUGCUCCGAAACUGGUGGUACGAGCUGUCUCGCCACCGAGGAUGGCAGAAGUCUUCGUAG
Molecule: messenger RNA, 879 nt
Organism: Diaporthe amygdali
Lineage: Eukaryota; Fungi; Ascomycota; Sordariomycetes; Diaporthales; Diaporthaceae
Exons: 3
Coding region: 1-879 (292 amino acids)
Source: RefSeq, a predicted model, not a curated record